AUGUGCGGGAACAGGGGAGGACCAGGGGAGGGCCACGGAAAGGGGAGAAGGGACAGGGCGAUGGCAAGGCAGGACACAACUGUGGUGAUUAAGAUGGGAGAGGAGGGCAAGACGGUGGAUGGGAAGAAGGCCGUUGUGGUGGUUCUGUAUGGCAUCGCAUCAGGUGAGGACAAGGCGCAGCUGGUGGUGAUCGUGCACGAUGUUGACCCCAUCGAGCUCGUCAUCUGGCUGCCCGCGCUCUGCCGCAAAAUGGGCGUGCCUUAUUGCAUUCUCAAGAGCAAGUCCCAACUCGGUCAGGUGAUUGACCAGAAGACUGCCACUUCCCUGGCGCUCACAGCUAUGAAGAACGAGGACAAGGUCGAGCUGAGCAAGAUCGUGGAGUCGGUCAAGGUGAGUCAACGUGGGUCAACGGAGCCGUUUCCCUCCCCCCCCCCGAAGGCGCACUUCAACGACAAGGCGAACGACUUGAGGCGCCAAUGGGGCGUGGGCAUUAUGGGUAUCAAGUCGCAGGCCAAGAUGAAGGCCCGCGAGCACAUCCUCGCCAAGGAGGUGGCGCAGCGCAUGGCUUAG
Molecule: messenger RNA, 570 nt
Organism: Closterium sp. Naga37s-1
Lineage: Eukaryota; Viridiplantae; Streptophyta; Zygnematophyceae; Desmidiales; Closteriaceae
Source: the annotation of a GenBank genome assembly